GGCCGCCUCCUCUGGAUAAUGUUUCCAACCGGUGGGGUUUGGGUGGUGCACGGCGGGCGGGAACCGAGAAGCCCCGGAGGUGCAGGAGCGGCUCCCAGCGCUGCCAUCAUGCCAGUUAAGAGAGCACUGAAGUUGGAGACCCUUGCAAAAGAAAACCCACAUGAAGCAACACCUUUGAAGACCAGAAAGAAAAAUUUAAGCUCAUAUUCACCAACAACAGGAACAUGCCAAAUCAGUGCAUUUUCAUCUCCCACAAGUCAUAAUGUACAAAAGCUCGGAAAUGGUCUAUCAAAUGGAGACCGAGAUGAGCUGAAUUACUCAGAAAUGAGUUUAUCCAGAAGAGGGCAAUCUCAAACAGAAGAGUAUGAUAAGUUUAUGGUGUUGCAGUCUGAAGUUGAAAAUUCAUUGGUGAGAUUUCUGAAAAUCAGACAAAGCUUAACAAGUUUACAGGCUUUAGAGGGCAGUAGAGAGCUUGAAAAUAUUUUUGGCGUCUCAGACUCAUCCUGUAACUUGAAAGCUGAAGUGCAGAAGACCAAAGUGCUAAUGGCUCAAGCAGAAAAACGAAAGCUGCUGAAGAGGAGUAAUGCAAAACAUCCUGCCCGAGAUACAAAUCCUGAUAGAAUUGAUUAAAAACUCAAUUGAAACUACAGUGGAAAAAGAAUGGGUGUGUCCUAGGACACUAGAAUGAAUACCUUUGUAGGGUAGAGAACGAGACGUGCUAAGAAGUUUCUAACUACAACAAAUGGAGAGUACAAAACAAAGAAAUGGUGUGAACUGAGUUAGUAUUAAUGUAUUGUUGAUUGGGGGCUUCCAAGCUUUCUGGUGAAUUGUUACAGCAACAGACCAGUGUAAUCUAAAAGACGUGAAGAAGGGUCAAUAUAUGACUAUUGCCGAUUUGUUCUGCCUGUACAACUUUGAGAUGAGAUUGACACCGUUUAAGGGAACUUCUUUUCUGGAAAGCACGUGGCACUUAAUGUAGGAGGAAGCUUUGGAGCAGCAGCAGCAUCACCAUCAAAGUAACCUGCCCUCCACACUGGGAACCAGAGAUUUACCAUCUCGUCACUGGGCCUUUUUGCUGAUCCUGAAAGAUGUUGUGACUGGAUCAAGUGAGGAAAGUGAACCAAAACAACAGUAUCUAUUUCCAAGGCUGUACCCUGAGCAACUCCCAAGAUGCAAACCCCCUCCUUCGUGUCAGUUUCCGCUCCUGUCUUGGUUAGGAGUCAGUGUGGCCUAGUGAAUAGAACACUGGAUUGGGACUUGGAGAUCUGGUUUCUGUCUCCAGCUCUGCCAUUGAUUGGCUGGGUGACCUUAGGCAAGUCACUGCCCCUCUCUGCGCCUUAUUUUCAUAUCUGUAAAAUGGGAAUAAUGAUACUGACCUCCUAUUUUAGCACUUUGGUGGAAAGCCCUAUAUAAGACUAAGUGGUAUUAUUAGUCCUGUCCUCUUUCUCUAUUUGCUUGUUCUCUAAAAAGAGUCUUGCUUAGCCAGCCAAGGUAAAUAUAAUCUUGCCACUCUUGAGCACAUCCAGUUUGGCAAGCUAAAAAUGAUUCCUGAGUGGCCUGAUCACAAUAAAAAAUUGUUUCUCCCCUAUACUGGCCAAAGGGAAAUAAGAUGAUCCUAGCCAAUCAUUUACCAGGCCCAGGAAAGUAGAGCUGGCAAGAGAAGCUAACUGGGUCAUGUAUCUGUGGUCUUCCAUCAGCCAAUCUGCAAGCAACAGAGACAGAGAUGCAUUUUCCUGUCUCUUGUUAUUCUAUUCUCUUGUGCAAUUGGUUUAGUUUAGGAAGAAACAGGAUCAGACUUAAACUGCGAAACCUGAGAGCUACAUUAUAUAAUUAAUACUCUUUUUCCUCCAACAAAAACAUUUAAUGCCAUUUUAAAAAAAACAUCCAAGAAAGAAUUUUUUGUUUUAAAAUUUGUCUAUAUAGAGAGAGGGAAAAGAGACUAUAAAAGAAUUUAAUAUGAAGACUGUCUUGGUUUUUUAAAGCUACAAUUUUUUUUUGCUUUUUCCUCCUCCUUUCUUUUGCUGUGUUUAAUAAAUAAUAAUGAGUAUCUUCUAAUGUAUACAACAAGCAAAACUAAGAUCCUAGCAACAGGCCUUUGAACCCCCAAAACCUCAACCACAUUCUGCAAAUUCUAAACUUAAAAAAAAAAUCCAUUUUUCUUGUAGCAAAGGUACAAAAGUAAACAACAAUCAUGAAUCUGGACAAUAGUUGAUCCAUAUCCAAUAAAAUAUUUGAAGUGCAUCUCAUACUAAGUCGGAGCUUCUAGCACCUCUGUUCAUUUCAUAACUCAAGUAUGUUGUCAUUACAAAGUUUCUUUCAGAUGUAAACAAACUUUUCUCUGUGUUUUACCUGAUGGAAUUUAGGGAGACGUAUAACAGACAGGUAUGAUUGGAGUCUCACUAGGGUGUAGUAAUUUCUAAUAACAUGAAGGGUAAAACCCAGGUUCUUUGAGUUUCAUGGACUUCUGAAAUUCCCUGGUGGAGAAAUAAUCCGAUGAAACACUGUAGUGAUUAGUAGUCAGUCCACUACCAUUGACUCACUGGCCCCUACCUGUGUUCUUCCUGCUUUCCCCCCCCCCCACACACACACACCCACACCCAGUCAAGUACCCAUUAUUUUCUGAUGACAGAUAAAUGUGAGGGUAAAAGACUUGCUCUAAAGCCCAUCAAUUAAUUUAAAAUGUAGAUAAGUGUAAUUGAAAAAAAGUUAAAAUGAGGGAAUUUCUACUGUCCUAUGUUGUAACUGCAAAGGAAGAUGAACGUUUUCUCCAUCAUACGUUCCAACCAACAGAAACUGUUCCAGGUAGCAAGCCAUCAAAUCAACGUGGAUUGCCUCUGCUCAGCUGCAGAUCCCUAUACUUCCUGCUGUGGGGAAUUCUCCUCCUACAGUGAAAAAAAAUGAAAUUCAAGACAGUCUUGCUGGCUCAGAGGAGACUAAGACAGAGAGAAAAGGAACAAGUUGCACCAUAUUUUUUGGUGGAAUUUGAUCAUUUGUGCAAGCUGAGGUUUUGAAAAGCAUGAGGGGAAGUCUGCGCUGCUAUCUUCACAAUGGACCCCUGAGCCUCUUGGCCAGUGAAAACCAAUGGAGAGCAUCUUGGGCCAAUGCUGGCAGGCAGUUGGUGCCUCUCUUGUGGAAUGCUUUCUAGCUGCCACAGUGAAGCAAAUGUAUAGGCCCAUUUGUGCUACAGAAACUAGCCCAUGCCAACUGUCAAGCUCGUUAGACAAGAUUUUUUUUGCCCUGAAUCUGAAUUCAUUGUCUGAAAGUAGGGCAGAAGCAAAGUUACCAGUUGUAACAAAGUUGGUAAACUUAGUAAACUUUAUCCAUUUUAAUUCUACUUCAACAAGGACUGAGCUUCAUUGUGCUCUCUUUAAAAAUAUGGGAAAAAGAGGAGCAAAGAAAAAGUGUGAUAAAAGAAAGUAUUUGGAGAUAUUUUUACUUCACCCUUUAGUUUUGGAUGUGGUUUUUUCAUAAUUAUUUUUAAUUAGUUAUGCUCAAGACUUGAAACCUAUGACUAUUCUGUGGCUUGAUACAGAUGGAAUGUCACAUUAUCAUCACAUGGUGAGGCAUGAAAUUUAUUUACUUUACAUAAACAACCUCUGCUUAAAACAACUUAAUACAGAAAAUUCCUUAGUCAAUGGGCAGCAUUAUGUAGAACUCAGUAUAUCAUUUUGUGUGAUCAGCAUAAAAAAUGGCUUCAUUGUUUGUCCAUGGCUAGCAUUUACAGUAAACAAAAUGUUUUUGAAUAAAAUGUAAGCAAACUCUAGAGCAGCUGCCAAGAGAUGAAAUCUAGUCAGUUUGCUGCAGUCCAAAACAUGCUUUGUGUGUGUUGAGAAUAAAUAUAUAGGUUGCACUAUGCAUAUUUUAAAGAACGCUUAACAGUUUGAGCAUUUAGAGGCUUGACGAUGAUAAAAUUCUAAACAGUGAAGCAGCUUCUGCUGGCAGUUACAAAAUAUUAAUAGUUUCUCUACAUUUCCUGUAAAGAAAAACAAUGUAGCACUAAAGUGAGCAUGAACCAUGCCCAUGAAUGAAUCUGUUGUGUUCUGCAAGGCGCAAUAGAGAGUCUUCUGGCUAAAGAUUCUCAGAAGAUCAUAUAUUUGCAGUAUUAAGAAAAACUAUAUUCAGAGCCUUAAGUUGUAGGCUAUAUUAAAAUAGGAAAAUGAGCCCAUUUUCCAGAUACUCAUCCUUGCAAAAAGUUGGGUAAAUUUGGUAUUUGUAUUGCAAUUACUCUUCCUCAGCACCAAUAAGGAAGUUUUUCUUCCUACCUCUUUUUGUACAGGGCAAUGGAACCAAUUUCUGCCUCUCCUUGUACACACUCUUUAGCAAUGUUGGUUUUCAGGUGAACAAGUCAGUCUUUAACCAGAUGAGUUUUCACUCAAUCACAUGGGAACAGGCAGCUACAGCUGUAUGAGACAUCAGUCUAGGGGGUUUCAAGGUUCUUGUUAGCAUCCACAGUCUUGCUAUGCCUCACCUGAUGGAUGGUGCAGUUUUCUUGGCUCUGGUUAGUUAUACCUGAUAUACCAGAGGAGGCUGAGAAGAAGAAAAUAACUGCUCCUCUAUGCAAGCAGUGCACCCUACUCCAACUGGGUCUUUCGGUCACUCAUGGAAAAAUUCUCAAACAUCAUGCUCUCAACCAUCAGUUGCUACUAGACUACUGUUGCUCAAACUCACUGCCUCAACAGCAGCCAGCAAGAAGUUGAUCUAGCAACCCAAGGUAACUCAAGUAGGCAGCAAUUAUACCCAAACAAGAUUCACAUCAGGAGACAUGCUGUUGUCUUCCCAGAUGUAUUGGCCAUACCAGGUGUUGGCCAUCACCUUUGUGGAAGCUAAAAAUGUGGCUGGAGAAUUUUUGUUAAACCUAAAAAGCCUCUUGGGUUGGAGAGAGACCUUUAGUUAAAACCUCGCCUUCACCACCAGUCAAGCUAAAUUGUCUCAGAUCCCUGUCUCAUCUAAAGCUUGUCUUUAAAUACUGUCAGGUCACUCUUCAAUGAAAGACAGUUUCAGAGCGUGAACUCAGCUGCUAACUAUGACCUUCAUUGAACAGUUUGAGAAUUAAGGAGCCAAAACCAGCCCCCUGACUUACCUUCACCUGGAUGCAGCAGAGAAUCUGACCCUUAUAUUUCUGCACAAACAACCUGUGGAAGAGUUGUCCAACCUUCUGUUUUCAAGAAAUAAUCCCAUCCUCUUGUAUUUAGGGAGUGUUUACAAACCUAAACUAGUUGGACGUUAUCCUCCACUUACACACUAGACAAUUAAGAACAUGCAAACUGUAAAAGGGAUUUCUUUAGUAGACAAAGAUCAGCUUCCCCAUUGUUUUGUUUGUAGCCCACGGAAGCUUAUGCCCAAAUAAAUGUGUUAGUCUCUGAGGUGCCACAAGUACUCCUGGUCUUUUUCGCAGAUACAGACUGACACGGCUGCUACUCUGAAACCUUUGUUUUGUUUGUUUGCAUAGCUGAGUCAUUAAUGCUGUUCAGAGAUUUUUGCUUCAUUGUAGCUUGCACUGUCUGGAUAAAAGCUGUUCCUUUGGCUAAGCGUGAAUAGAGCUCUUUUCUCAUUCCAUCCAAGUGUCCGUGUCCUCCUCCUCCUCCUCCUCCUCCCGUCUUGGAAUUGUACUUACGGGGAAUUUUUUGCCUUUUCCAGCCUGUCAGGCCAAGUGUCUUGACCAGUGCCCAAAUUCUGCAAUGCCAUUAAAUUUUGAGUUAGGUUCAAGUGGUUGUCCUGGUUGAAGUGAGAGACUAACUUUGUCCAUUAGAGAAAGAUCACUGACGGGUAAGAGAGAUUGUAGACCAUUUAUUUUGACUCAGCGUGUCCUGUUUUUUCUCUCUUCAUUGUUAAAAAUAAAUAAAUAAAUCUUUCCCAGCAGGCUCUGGUUUUACUGUGUUGCAUGUGCACCUUAGAGUGUAAAUAUAAAAUACAUUUUGGAAAUUUGGAAAGUGAGAGAGUCUGAGGUCAGAGACAUGAGCUUUUUGGGGAGUAAGUUACAAACCUCUCCAGUGAUUUAACGUCCUAUGCUAUGCAGAUGAAAUAUUAAGCUAUUAACUGUUGGCAGAUAGAAAUGCACAAUACACACAGCUAUAGACUUCAGACAUAGGUAUAUACUGGACUGUCAACUUACCUUCUCUAUGUGGGUAUCAUCAACCACAUUGAUUCAUGAACUUUCACACCUUUGUUUAUUCCCUAUUUUCCUAUCUACUUUUUUCAGAAUCAAUUAAAAAAAAUAAUCUGGCAGAUCAAGGCUUUAGAGUAUGAAGCUUAAUGAAAAAUUAAAAAGAACUACUGCUUCAUUACAACAUGAAUAUGUAUAGCAACUCCUCCAUGACUAUAAAUACUCUAUCUGUAUUCUCCUGGGAAUAUAAUUAUUUUAAAUAAAGAAACAGUUUGAACUCACUUAAUAGCAAUCUUAUGUUUAAGAGGUGUAAAUAACUUGCUAUCCAGACAUUACAAAUAUCCAGGUGCUCUAUAUGUGCUGAUGACAACAAAAUUGAAAAGAAAGACUGUAAUAAUUCUGACUGGUUUUCUCUGCAGAAGAUAUUGAUUAUUUGUGUGUGGUGAGAGAUUUGGAAAAUUCAAUUAAAGGAGUUGUGCAAAGGUUUCAUAAAUUUUCCCUGUACAGCGUGUACACAGACAUUGUUGUGUAUUAAAUCAAUGCAGCACUUCACAAUAUAUUUUCUUUGAAACAUAAAAAUAAAUAACAUUUAAACAGUUCUGCUUACUACAGAAACAAAUUUUAUUUUCUGUGAAGCAUUUAGUCAUGUGCUAUCACUGACUCAUACACAUUUGCCAGCUGUAACAAAUUUUAUAGACAUUUUCUCCAGAGACAUAGCUCAUAUACUAUGAAUUUUUAAAUGAGCAAAUGGUGAAGAAGGGAUGUCAGCAAUAUAAAAAUUGAUCAGUUAAAAGAUAAAAGCAUAAGUAAAGAGAUUUGUAUGGUAGUCUUAAUAGGUUUUAUUAAAUAAAAAUACUAUAAAAAGACAGUAAUGAAUAGACUGAAGGUUUUAACUGUGGUUGAGGUGGAGAAAAAUUAUUCUGGCACAUUUAGUAGAAGAUUGGUUUUAUAGCACCUGACAGGUGAACAUUUUUUCUCUCUCCUUUUUAGAUGUGUAAAUGUUUCAGAGCAGUCCAAUUUAGUGGUGGGGCCAGGGGGAGGAAUGGGAGACAGACCUUGCGAAGAUCCUGCCCUUUUGCUAUACUUGUGGAUUGGGAGGGGAGGGCACAUGGGAACUUCUGCCAUACCACAGAAGAAGCAGGGCAGGAUUUGUACCUAGUAUUCAGGCAACUACCAUGUGUGCCUGUGCCCUGAAACUCCAAGGACUUUAGUUUAGGGUAUCCCGUCCAGCCCCCUAUUCCAGCUGGUGUAUGUGCUGCAGAGAGCAGCGUCUGCUAGCUGGGGGCUGUUACUGGAGCAGAGAGUGAUAAUCCUCCCAUCUCUGCAUUUCUGGCCAACUUCAGAGAAUUCUGCGCUGGCCGAUGGGUUUUCAACUGCAGGGGAUGAACUGAGUAACAUUUCUUCUAGCUGCAGUGACCAAGAAGGAUUUGACCUUAAUGAAGGUUAGGUAAAUUUUGUUAGGUUUGUAUUUGUAUUAAAAGGGGUGGGGGGAGAAUCAUAAUUAAGAUGUAUGUCUGUAAAGGUGUUGACGAUUAUGAAGGAGUGCUGCUUCAUUGUUAUGUUUUGAGUGAUAGCUUUUAAGGCCAGAAGGGACCACUAGAUCAUCUAGCCUGACCUCUUGUGUAUCACAGGCCACCAGCACCACCCCACACCUGCACACAAAACGCAACAACAGAAAUGAGACUAAAGUAAAUGAGGCCCCCAGGAGACUAGACUAUUAUGUUCCACAGGCAGAGAAAGGAUGGACCUGAUCAUCUUGUUAGCAUCACAAAGAAGAAAAAUGCAAACUUAGGACAGGUAUAAUAAGUCACGUGAGCAUCUGUGUGGUUUAUAAUAGGUCAUAUUCUUUGUUGGCUAUUUAAAUAGGUAACCCUUAAUACUAUGUGUUUAAAGAAAACUAUAAAUACAGAUAUUUUUUCAAAGAUGCAAGACUGAAAGUUCUUAGAAAAACCUCACUUAAUGAAUGCAGUUUGAGUCUAACCCAGGUGAGUUAAACAUUUUGUCAAGAUACUUUUUCAGACUGUGUACUUGUAUCUCUUUGCACUGGUGGAUUUCUUAUGCAAUUACUUGCACUUGGGCAAGUAAAGAGUUAUUACAAGUAAGGAUUUUUUUAUUCAGAAAUCACAGUUAGCACAAAGAAACCAGCAGUUUGGAAAUAGUGAUCACUAUUAAAUCAGUCUAUUACUGUCCGUUACCACACCAUACAAUCUGUGAUGUCAGUUAUUUCCCAAUUCUAAAUACAGGUAACUGUCAGUAGAAUUUGCUUUUUAAUGGCUCCUUGUGUAAACAGCAAAAUUUGUUUAGUGGGUAGAAGGCUAUAAAUAAAUAAAAGCAUGGUGUAAAGUCACACUGGGUGCAUUUUUUAUUAAAUGACUUUAUCAAACCUAGACUAGGCCAGAAUUGUCAAAUUUGGCCCAGACCCAGGCCCCAUUUUGGAAACGCUGAGUCCAUUGCUUAUACUCUUUCACUGGGCUGCUGGGGCAGGCAUCCUGAGCCUUGCUGGCAACAGCCAAACUGGGAAUGUUGGGCCUUCAUACAUGUGCACUCUCCCCCCGCACCCUUUGUAAAGGUGGAGCCUUAGUCUGUGAAAGAUGGUAGAUGUAAGCAUGUGCACACUAAGGAUGGAGUCACUUGAUUGAGCUACUCUUCUCAGUCAUGCAGGGACCAGCUACAUCCCUGCUCCCCUAGAUCAUCUGUCACCAAAGCCUUCCCAACUGGAUGUAAACAGAAAAGAAAAUACCCAAACAGUACUUAAACUGUGCAGUAAAUAUACAAGGGGGUGAUGCUACUGAAGCCUAGAAUAAGGUGGAAACCCACUGAAAGCAAAAACUACUUAUGCAGAGCCAAACUAAGGUGGAAAAUAUAGGGGAAAAAUAUCUCCUGAGUGCGAAUGUGGUCAUAUCUAAUCUUGUGCAUUUCUGAAGCUAAUACAGUCAGGUUCCAUCAAUUCUCGCCAAGUUUGGCUGAAACAGACCAUGAAGGCCUGCCUGCCUUCCACCCAUGAUCUCUGCAUUUCCCUUUCUUCCCUCCCUUUUCAUUCUCACACGUGAGUGACAGCCAGAUGUUCCAGCCAUACAUGAUCUUGAGCUCACUCUGACUGGCUCAUUGCCCGAAAUAAGGAUAGAAACAAAAUCUGCAGAAUCCUUAGCACAUAAAAUGCAGCAACCCCGAUCCUGUUACGGGCCUCAGAUCUAAACCUUGUUCAACUGCAGUAAUCCUGCGACAAAGUGACUCACGAGUCAAUGCGCUGCACUGGGCCUGAGUGUGGCCUUGUAGGAUUUUUUUGUCUUCAUAGCUCAGCUGGCCAGGUUCACAGGUGGGUCCCUUCAUCUUGUGACUCGGCCCUCUGGCAAGGUCACGUUUAGUCUCACCCCUUUUGGAGUACACUCAAAGUCCCACAAUGUCACAUGAGGUUAGUGGCCCAGAUCUAGGCCCAAUAGUGCUACUACUCCCCCGUGUCUGAGCUCUUCACGCUCACUUCUUCGGUGACAUUGUAGGGGAACCCAGGCCCAGGCGCCCUGUAACAAGCAGUUAAGGUCAAUCUUGUCAGAUCUCUUGUUUCUUCCCUGGGCUACUUUGUGCAUUAGCCUGCUAUCUCCUCGGGGAGCUUGCAUUCUCAGUAAGGGUCUGUCCUAGGGCCAGACCCCCUAUCCCAAUUCCCAGUGUAACAAAGGAAAGAAAAUUAACAGGAAAAAAAGAGUGGCACCAGCCCUUCUAUCCUGCAUGGUCCUUCAGCCAUCUGUAUUACUGCUCCAUGUUCACAGGCUACCAAAGGCAGCUUGUUCCUCUUGGGAAGUUGAGAAUGAGAGGUCUGUCCCCCUCUGGGGCAAGGAAGUUCUGAGCUGGGUUUCUCCCUUUUAAGACUCCUCUAAGUCUGGCAUGCUUCUCAGGUGAGGUGGGGCUGCCUGAGCACAUAGCUGCUCUUUAACCCAUUCUUGUCUAGAGCAGGGUUUGUAUACCCUAUCACAAGGUGAGUCUAUGCUAGCGCUGGAGGUGUAAUUUCCAGCUCAGGUAGACAUACCCAUGCUAGUUCUGGCUGAGCUAGCGUUCUAAAACCAGAAGAGUAGCUGUGGCGGCACAAGCAGGGGGACAAGCGAACUGCCCUGAGUACAAUUCUGUCCAAGGCACAUAUGCACACAGUUAGCCCAGCCUGAGGCUCACACUGCCAUGGCUACACUUCUAGUUUUAGCAUGCAAACGCAAUCAGUGAGUGCGGGUUUGACU
This is a messenger RNA of Chrysemys picta bellii (western painted turtle), 10326 nucleotides long. The record is from RefSeq and is a predicted model, not a curated record. Lineage: Eukaryota; Metazoa; Chordata; Testudines; Emydidae.